Messenger RNA from Pipistrellus nathusii (Nathusius's pipistrelle), 3762 nucleotides. NCBI's taxonomy places the organism in Eukaryota, Metazoa, Chordata, Mammalia, Chiroptera, Vespertilionidae. The record is from the annotation of a GenBank genome assembly.
AUGACGACCCACGUCACCCUGGAAGAUGCCCUGUCCAAUGUGGACCUGCUGGAAGAGCUGCCCCUCCCUGACCAGCAGCCAUGCAUCGAGCCUCCACCUUCGUCCAUCAUGUACCAGGCUAACUUUGACACCAACUUCGAGGACAGGAAUGCAUUUGUCACGGGCAUUGCAAGGUACAUCGAACAGGCUACAGUCCACUCCAGCAUGAAUGAAAUGCUGGAGGAAGGACACGAGUAUGCCGUCAUGCUGUACACCUGGCGCAGCUGUUCCCGGGCCAUCCCCCAGGUGAAAUGCAACGAGCAGCCCAACCGGGUGGAGAUAUACGAGAAGACGGUGGAGGUGCUGGAGCCGGAGGUCACCAAGCUCAUGAAGUUUAUGUACUUCCAGCGCAAGGCCAUCGAGCGGUUCUGCAGCGAGGUGAAGCGGCUGUGCCACGCCGAGCGGAGGAAGGACUUCGUCUCCGAGGCCUACCUCCUGACGCUGGGCAAGUUCAUCAACAUGUUCGCCGUCCUGGACGAGCUGAAGAACAUGAAGUGCAGCGUCAAGAACGACCACUCUGCCUACAAGAGGGCGGCACAGUUCCUGAGGAAGAUGGCGGACCCCCAGUCCAUCCAGGAGUCACAGAACCUCUCCAUGUUCCUAGCCAACCACAACAGGAUCACCCAGUGUCUCCAUCAGCAACUGGAAGUGAUCCCAGGCUACGAGGAGCUGCUGGCGGACAUUGUCAACAUCUGCGUGGAUUACUACGAGAACAAGAUGUAUCUGACCCCCAGCGAGAAGCACAUGCUCCUCAAGGUGAUGGGUUUUGGUCUCUACCUGAUGGAUGGAAAUGUCAGUAACAUCUACAAGCUGGACGCCAAGAAGAGAAUCAACCUCAGUAAAAUCGAUAAGUUCUUUAAGCAGCUGCAGGUGGUGCCCCUAUUCGGCGACAUGCAGAUAGAGCUGGCCAGAUACAUUAAGACCAGUGCUCACUAUGAAGAGAACAAGUCCAAGUGGACCUGCACCCAGAGCAGCAUCAGCCCCCAGUACAAUAUCUGCGAGCAGAUGGUUCAGAUCCGAGAUGACCACAUCCGCUUCAUCUCCGAACUUGCUCGCUACAGCAACAGUGAGGUGGUGACGGGCUCGGGGCUGGACAGCCAGAAGUCGGACGAGGAGUAUCGCGAGCUCUUUGACCUGGCCCUGCGGGGCCUGCAGCUCUUAUCCAAGUGGAGCGCCCACGUCAUGGAGGUGUACUCCUGGAAGCUGGUUCACCCCACCGACAAGUUCUGUAACAAGGACUGCCCGGGCACGGCGGAGGAGUAUGAAAGAGCCACGCGUUACAACUACACCAGCGAGGAGAAGUUCGCCUUCGUGGAGGUGAUCGCCAUGAUCAAAGGCCUGCAGGUGCUCAUGGGCAGGAUGGAGAGCGUCUUCAACCAGGCCAUCCGGAACACCAUCUACGCGGCCCUGCAGGACUUCGCCCAGGUGACGCUGCGCGAGCCCCUGCGGCAGGCGGUGCGGAAGAAGAAGAACGUGCUGAUCAGUGUCCUGCAGGCAAUUCGGAAAACCAUCUGUGACUGGGAGGGCGGCCGAGAGCCCCCCAAUGACCCAUGCCUGAGAGGGGAGAAGGAUCCCAAAGGUGGAUUUGACAUCAAAGUGCCCCGGCGUGCUGUGGGGCCAUCCAGCACACAGCUGUACAUGGUGCGGACCAUGCUGGAAUCGCUCAUCGCAGACAAAAGUGGCUCCAAGAAGACCCUGAGGAGCAGCCUGGACGGCCCCAUUGUCCUCGCCAUCGAGGACUUCCACAAGCAGUCCUUCUUCUUCACGCACCUGCUCAACAUCAGUGAAGCCCUUCAGCAGUGCUGUGACCUCUCCCAGCUCUGGUUCCGAGAGUUCUUCCUGGAGCUGACCAUGGGCCGGCGGAUCCAGUUUCCCAUCGAGAUGUCCAUGCCCUGGAUCCUAACGGACCAUAUCCUGGAAACCAAAGAACCUUCCAUGAUGGAGUACGUCCUCUACCCGUUGGACCUGUACAACGACAGCGCCUACUAUGCUCUGACCAAGUUCAAAAAGCAGUUCCUGUACGACGAGAUCGAAGCCGAGGUGAAUCUGUGUUUUGAUCAGUUUGUCUACAAGCUGGCGGAUCAGAUCUUCGCUUACUACAAAGCCAUGGCCGGCAGUGUCCUGUUGGAUAAACGUUUUAGAGCCGAAUGUAAGAACUACGGAGUCAUCAUUCCGUACCCGCCGUCCAACCGCUACGAAACGCUGCUGAAACAAAGACACGUCCAGCUCCUGGGUAGAUCAAUUGACCUGAACAGACUCAUUACUCAGCGCAUCUCUGCUGCCAUGUACAAAUCCUUGGACCAGGCCAUCAGCCGCUUCGAGAGUGAGGACCUGACCUCCAUAGUGGAGCUGGAGUGGCUGCUGGAGAUCAACCGGCUCACACACCGGCUGCUGUGCAAGCACAUGACCCUGGACAGCUUCGACGCCAUGUUCCGGGAGGCCAACCACAACGUGUCCGCCCCGUACGGCCGCAUCACCCUGCACGUCUUCUGGGAGCUGAACUUCGACUUCCUCCCCAACUACUGCUACAAUGGAUCCACCAACCGUUUUGUCCGAACUGCCAUUCCUUUCACCCAAGAACCGCAAAGAGACAAACCCGCCAACGUCCAGCCUUAUUACCUCUAUGGGUCCAAGCCUCUCAACAUCGCCUACAGCCACAUCUACAGCUCCUACAGGAACUUUGUGGGGCCCCCUCAUUUCAAGACCAUCUGCAGACUCCUGGGCUACCAGGGCAUCGCCGUGGUCAUGGAGGAGCUGCUGAAGAUCGUCAAGAGCUUGCUCCAGGGGACCAUUCUCCAGUAUGUGAAAACACUGAUCGAAGUGAUGCCCAAGAUAUGCCGCUUGCCCCGGCAUGAGUAUGGCUCCCCAGGGAUCCUGGAGUUCUUCCACCACCAGUUGAAGGACAUCAUUGAGUACGCAGAGCUCAAAACAGACGUGUUCCAGAGCCUGAGGGAAGUGGGCAAUGCCAUCCUGUUCUGCCUGCUUAUAGAGCAAGCUCUGUCUCAGGAGGAAGUCUGUGAUUUGCUCCAUGCUGCACCCUUCCAAAAUAUCUUGCCGAGAGUCUACAUCAAAGAGGGGGAGCGUCUGGAAGUCCGGAUGAAACGCCUGGAAGCCAAGUAUGCCCCACUUCACCUGGUCCCUCUGAUAGAGCGGCUGGGGACCCCUCAGCAAAUCGCCAUCGCUCGGGAGGGUGACUUGCUGACCAAGGAACGGCUGUGCUGCGGCCUGUCCAUGUUCGAGGUCAUCCUGACCCGCAUUCGGAGCUACCUGCAGGACCCCAUCUGGCGGGGCCCGCCGCCCACCAAUGGCGUCAUGCACGUGGACGAGUGCGUGGAGUUCCACCGGCUGUGGAGUGCCAUGCAGUUCGUCUACUGCAUCCCCGUGGGGACCAAUGAGUUCACAGCCGAGCAGUGCUUUGGUGACGGCUUGAACUGGGCCGGCUGCUCCAUCAUCGUCCUGCUGGGCCAGCAGCGUCGCUUUGACCUGUUCGACUUCUGCUACCACCUGCUGAAAGUGCAGAGGCAGGACGGGAAGGACGAAAUCAUUAAGAAUGUGCCGCUGAAAAAAAUGGCAGACAGGAUCAGGAAGUACCAGAUCUUGAACAAUGAGGUUUUUGCCAUCCUGAACAAGUACAUGAAGUCCGUGGAGACAGACAGUUCCACCGUGGAGCACGUGCGCUGCUUCCAGCCGCCCAUCCACCAGUCCCUGGCCACCACCUGCUAG